CUCCGCCCCCUCGCUCCCGGAAGUAGAAGACAGCAGCGUUGCCAUGGCGGCGUCUCUGGGGCAGGUGCUGGCUCUAGUGCUGGUGGCCGCUCUGUGGGGUGGCACGCAGCCGCUGCUGAAGCGGGCCUCUGCCGGUCUGCAGCGGAUUCAUGAGCCGACCUGGGCCCGACAGUUGCUACAGGAGAUGAAGACCCUCUUCUUGAAUACUGAGUACCUGAUGCCCUUUCUCCUCAACCAGUGUGGCUCUCUUCUCUAUUACCUCACCUUGGCAUUGACAGAUCUGACCCUAGCUGUACCCAUCUGUAACUCUCUGGCCAUCAUCUUCACACUGAUUGUUGGGAAGGCCCUUGGAGAAGAUAUUGGUGGAAAACGUAAGUCAGGCUACUGCGAGUGUGGGACGCAGCUAUUUGGACCUCGACAUACCUGUAUCAGUUCCUUCCCGGAACCCAUCUCCCUGGAAUGGGUGAGGACAGGGCCUCUUCCCAUCCUGCAUUUUCCUCUGCAGCUGUCCUGCUUCCUUGUGGCCAUCAGAGUUCCCUUCUGCUGGACAGUCUGGGGACAGAGGCUGAGGCGGGACCCAGGACCAGACCCUAUCUGAGCCCUUCCUACAGCCCUGUGCCAGCUGUUACUGGCAUGGCUGAGCUCAGAACCCCUUGAUUUCUGUCCAUUAUCCCAGGAGCAGUCGCUGGCAUGGUGCUUACCAUCACAGGAAUCUCACUCUGCAUCACAAGCUCAGUGAGUAAGACCUAGGGGCAACCGUCUACCCUUUGAGUGGGCCGAAGCCAUCACCAGCUCUGCUGCCUCCUGGAAGCCCCUGGGCCAUGAAGUGCUGACAGUGAGCAGAUAGACCUAGCACCUCCCCUCUCUGGCCUCAGCUUCCUCCUCUUGUGGGGAUAACAGCUACCUCAUGGAUCACAAUAAGAGAACAAGAGUGAAAGGGUUUUGUAACCUUCAAGUGCUGUUCAGCUACUGGAAUUAAGCACAGGAGACUCGACGCAACCUUUCUGCCCCAGCAGCUCUCUUCCUACUGUCAUCUCAGGCCCCCAGUUCAGCCACCAUUACUGUGGCCUAAUCUGGACUAUCAUGGCGGCAGGUUCCAUGGACUGCAGAACCCCAGCUUUAUAGAAAGGGCCAGCUACAGACGGAGCCAGAAGGCAAACAGGAGGCCUCCAGGACUCAGAGCACCUUGGCUGACUGAGAGGUGGAACUGAGGGGAAAAAGGUGCCUCAGAGUGGCAGAUGCAGAAGAUGAGCUAUUAGCCUUGCUUGCCCCACCCAUGAGGUGGGCAGAAAUCCUCACUGCCAGCCUCUCUUAAACAGGUAGCAUCUGUGAGCCCCAGCUCCGCCCGACUCCAGCACCCAGCACAACACCUGGAGAGUAGUAGCUGUCAAUAAAUCUGUGGUAAACAGAAGUUAAUAA
Molecule: messenger RNA, 1419 nt
Organism: Sapajus apella (tufted capuchin)
Lineage: Eukaryota; Metazoa; Chordata; Mammalia; Primates; Cebidae
Gene: TMEM234
Product: transmembrane protein 234
Exons: 4
Coding region: 44-598 (184 amino acids)
Source: RefSeq, a predicted model, not a curated record